This is a messenger RNA of Drosophila busckii, 2147 nucleotides long. RefSeq lists its product as uncharacterized. Gene Ontology annotation, biological process: neuron-neuron synaptic transmission; clustering of voltage-gated calcium channels; neuromuscular synaptic transmission. Gene Ontology annotation, cellular component: presynaptic membrane. The coding region runs from base 529 to 1881 and encodes 450 amino acids. The transcript has 4 exons. The record is from RefSeq and is a predicted model, not a curated record. NCBI's taxonomy places the organism in Eukaryota, Metazoa, Arthropoda, Insecta, Diptera, Drosophilidae.
UCAGGCAACAAAAAUCUGGUGACCGUCUUCAAUCCCCGUGCUUUUCACGCUUAUGUUUUGACUUUAUAUAAUAGGGACAAGCGACAACAGCAUAUAGACAAAAGCUGGUCUGGCUGUAAGUUAGUUAACUACUAACUACAAAAUACUUAUUAUCAGCGCCCCGGUUUUUAUCAAUGAAAUACUACAAAGAUGCUGUGAUUAGUGGAGGUGCAUUACAUAAAGUCUAAGGGCGUCAACGGAGACUGAGAGUAAGAUAAGGCAAUAAACACAAUGCCAGCAUUUGUGAUUCGCAAAGUCCGCGCCCCAAGCAAAAUCAUUUACGAAGCGCAGCUGAACAGUUGAGGAGAGACUCUCGGUCACGUUCAAGAUCCCAACUACGUUACGUUUCACGUUCACCUUUAGCUUAGGUGUAGGUUGAAGUGACCAGGUACUCACUAUAAAUAAGCGAAAUCCGCUACGCAAAUUAGCAAAAAAUUAAAUCAAUUACGCAUUUGAGGAAGACGGUCUAGAAAGGGCCGUACACUCUAAAUGCUGUCUACGAAAAAAUGCACGUCAGCGUCUCCGACGCCCGUUAAACCACAUUGUCAUGUCCCAAUGCUGGGGACAGAGCAGCAUUGCCAAUCCCAGCCACAACCUCAUUCGCAUCGACACACAUGUCACAACCAUGCACAUAAUGCGCACAGUUGCAGUCCGCGAAUGCCAGACGAACCUCGCAGGAACGUACAUGAGGUGUUGUUGGAGCUGUUGGACGUGCUAAUAUCCUGCCUGAUCGUUGCACCCUGCGUGAUAGCAUAUUGGCGGGGCACUUGGGAGCUAAUGGGAGUUAUUCUCUUUCCGAGCAAUCUACCAUUAUCUGCGGCGACCUCGUUAGCCAUAGGCGGCCUUGGUCACUUUUUCUUCACUAUUACACAGAGUCUCUUCAAAGAUCACAUACACCCAGACAAACGGCGGCUAACAUACUAUGCCAUCUCGCGUCUUUACACUGCUGUAUUUGGCAUUGUUUGUGUCAACAUGUGGAGGGGAUCAUGGCUGAUCUGUGACUGGCUAACAAGCGUUGACUCUCUGGCUAUCAUUUCUGUAGUCACUACAAUCGCUCUGCUUUUUCUGUUGGGUACUCGAACUCUUCGCAAUCUUGGAGCCGCACCCUACACUGUUACCAUGGAUCAUAAGUCAGACUACUUUGAGGUGGAUACAAUGUUUAAAAUAUCGGGAUUCAAUCAACCGGGUCUAUAUGUGUUGGACACUCUUUUUUCGGUAUUUGUUAUUGGAAGCCUAGUUGUAAUUGCCUGGCGAGGAGUUUGGGGAAUCUUUGAUCUGACGUUAUUCCCGCGGGACAAGGCGAAGUCAUCAUGGGGCUCACUGUUAAUUGGCUACCUAACAGUAUUUGUGACAAUCAUAAUACAACCCUUGAUGCGCUAUGUGUGUCGUCGGAUUAGUGGCUUCUUUAAGCUAAUUAUUUGCGAUAUUUACUAUCUGAUGAUUUUUUUCGGAGCUGUUAACGCAUGGCGAGGUAUUUGGAAUCUGCUUGAUGUAUACCUGUAUCCAGAUGACCGCAUUCUGAGCUUUUGGAUAACCCACAUUAUUCCAUUCCUGCUACUCGCCGCGCUUAAGUGCUCCAAUUCAAUCCUAGUGCGAGGUGUUUUUAUUGAUGCGGAAGGUACUGGCGCCGAAUGUGUCCUCCUGCCGAUGAACUAUGUUCGCCUGCAUUUUCUGCGCGAGCGUCGUAAGAAAUUUGAUUCAGACCAAAGUCAGCAUUCUGAUAUUUCGCACUUUUAUUUAAAAGCGGACCACGCCACAAUAGUAAAACUUUCAGAAAAGGAUAAUGAGGCACAUCAUACUCUAAUUGAAAAGCCCCAUACCACAAACGUGCAGAUUAUUUAGAAGAGAAAUUCCAAAGACUCAAUUUGUCUAUGUACGCUAUUUAGUUAGUAUGAAUAGGUGUAAAACUAUUUUUAAGACCCAUUAACUUAAUUUUACCCGCAUAUGUAUGUAUAUGCAUAUAUGUACAUAAUAUAAAAUCUUAAACAAAUAAGAGCUUAAGCUCGUUUAGUGAGUUACACUAAAUGCAAAUAUUUCAUAACUAUUGUACAAAAUAUGUGUAAAACAUAUGUAAAUACGACCUGUAUGUACAUCCCAAUAAAGCAUAU